Peromyscus eremicus (cactus mouse) is the source of this 3928-nucleotide messenger RNA. It is a transcript of the gene Adamts20, whose product is annotated as ADAM metallopeptidase with thrombospondin type 1 motif 20. Gene Ontology annotation, biological process: extracellular matrix organization. Lineage: Eukaryota; Metazoa; Chordata; Mammalia; Rodentia; Cricetidae. The transcript has 22 exons. The record is from RefSeq and is a predicted model, not a curated record. Bases 1 to 3282 code for a protein of 1093 amino acids. Gene Ontology annotation, molecular function: zinc ion binding; metalloendopeptidase activity. Gene Ontology annotation, cellular component: extracellular matrix.
AUGCGGGUGGCCAAGUGGCUGACCGGGUUGCUCUGCCCGAUCUCUCUCCUUCUCACUGGGUCUUGGGAAGUUCGUUUCCACCCACGACAGGAAGCCCUGGUGAAGACUCUGGCCUCCUACGAAGUGGUGACCCCCGUGCGGGUCAAUGAGUUCGGAGACGUCUUCCCCCAGAACCGGCACUUCAGCAGGAAGAAACGCAGCUCCGGGGCGCCCGAGCCCACUCCGCUCAGGACCCACUACCGCAUCAGCGCCUACGGGCAGCUCUUCCAGCUGAACCUGAGCGCUGACUCGGCCUUCCUGGCUGCUGGCUACACCGAGGUGCACUUGGGGACCCCGGCGCCUGGUCCAGGCGGGAGCAGCGCGGAGCCCCCAGACCUGCGCCACUGCUUCUACCGUGGCCAGGUCAACGCACGAGAGGACCACACUGCAGUUUUCAGUCUCUGUGGGGGACUGAUGGGAACAUUCAAAGCACACGAUGGCGAAUAUUUCCUAGAACCAGUCAUGAAGGCAGAUGGGAGUGAACAUGAAGAUGACCACAACAAGCCACACCUGAUAUACAGACAGGAAUUAAAGAGGAGCUCCCUUGCACAGUCUCGUGGGCCUUGUGAAGUUUCAGCUGAAUCUUCAAGAAAAUUCCUUAAGGAGUGUCCGGCCACAUGCGGAAAAGGAAUGAAGCAGCGGCAGGUUUGGUGUCAGCUGAGUGACGACCCCAUGAGCGACGACUUCUGUAACGCCAGUACCAAGCCCCCGUCCCUGAGACCCUGUGAGCUCCCUGCGUGCGCCUCUUGGCAUGUAGGCCCGUGGGGUUCUUGCACAGCCACCUGUGGACGCGGGUACCAGAUGCGCGCUGUGAAGUGUGUCAGUGAGCAGUUUGGCACCGUGCUAGAUGACAGUGAAUGCCAGGAAGCCAGCCGGCCAAGUGACAGCCAGGAAUGCGUCGUUGCACCCUGCGUGGUCGUUCCAAAAGUUGGGGCAUCCUCCUUACCAGCCAUCCCCCUGGGAAGGGCUGCACAGUGGCGCCAUGGAUCUUGGACCCCAUGCUCUGUGUCCUGUGGAAGAGGCAGCCAGGCCCGUUAUGUGAGCUGCCGAGAUGCACACGAUGGAGUGGCCGAUGAGUCGCAUUGUGCCCACUUGCCCAGGCCUGCGGAAGUCUCUCUCUGCUUCAGCCCUUGUGGAGAAUGGCAGGCGGGGAACUGGUCACCGUGUUCAGCUUCCUGUGGACACGGGAAAACCGCUCGACGCAUUUUAUGCAUGAACUACCAGCAGCCGGUUGACGAGAGUUACUGUGACCCUGGAGCUCGUCCUGAGAUGGAACAAGAAUGUAGCCUGGCAGCCUGCCCACCCUCGUACAGCCACUUUCCCAGCUCCUCUGAGCAGCCAAGCCAUUUUCCAGGCAGGAAUGUCCCCUUAACUCACAAACCAGAAGAGAAUCCAAAUCAGGGGGUCCACCCGUCAAUCCGAGGAAACCAGUGGAGAACAGGCCCUUGGGGAGCAUGCUCCCGAAGUUGUGCAGGAGGUGUUCAGCGCCGGGCUGUAGUCUGCCAAGAUGAAGAUGGGCACCGUGCUUCUUACUGUGAUGCGGCCUCCAAGCCCCCAGAGUCAAAUCACUGUGGCUCGGGACCCUGUCCACACUGGAAUUUUGGGGACUGGGGAGAAUGCACACAAACAUGUGGUGGAGGAGUAAAGUUGAGAUUUGUGAUAUGCCAGUUUCCCGACGGCCAAGUGGCCCAAGAAUACAACUGUGAACAGCCCAAGCCACCUAGCAUGAUGCAGUGUCAUGUACACGCCUGCCCUGAUGAUGUCUCCUGGUAUCGGGGAUCAUGGAAAUCGUGCUCAGCUUCUUGUGGUAAAGGUAUAAAGUACCGAGAGGUCCUUUGCAUUGAUCAAUUCAGAAGAAAAUUAGAAGAAAAAUAUUGCAGUCAUCUGCAGAAACCUCGAACUCACAAAGCUUGUAGAUCGGGACGAUGCCCUUCAUGGAAAGCCAAUAGAUGGAAGGAGUGCUCAGUGACCUGUGGGUCAGGGCUGCAGCAGAGGGAGGUGUACUGCAGACUGAGAGGCACUGGUCCGGUGACUGAAGACAUGUGUGAUCCAGCCACCCGGCCUCAGGAGCACCGGCAGUGCUGGCAUCAAGACUGCAGGAAGUACCGGUGGACCACAGGAGCCUGGCUGGAUUGUUCAACAUCGUGUAAGAAAAAAGAGACCUACCGUCUAGUGCAAUGCAUGACUGACCAAAAUAUACAAGUGAAUGAAAGUUUCUGCGACCCUUUAAUGAGACCUCUGUCAAUCAAAAAGUGUAGGAAUCCUCUCUGCAAGUAUGUGGUGGUGACAGGAGACUCAUCACAGUGUGCAGGUAACUGUGGGUUCACUAGCCCACAGAAGAUCACAUACUGCACCAGGAUCCAGUCCUCUAAAAAGCAUGCAUUCCAUCAGCUUCGGCCUGUAGAGUAUGGAGAAUGCCCCGUGACAUCUUCUCCUCAUGUGUACAAAUGUGACAUUGGAAGCUGUUUGCACAUAGCCACUUGGAAAGUGGGAAAAUGGAGCAAGUGCUCAGUAACUUGUGGAAAUGGGAUAAUGGAGAGAAGAGUAGAAUGCAGGACUGAAAACGCUUGGCCCAGUGACUUAUGUUUAAAGCGUUUAAAGCCAGAUGCUCAAAAGAAAUGUUAUGCCAAUGACUGUAAAUUAUUUACCACCUGCAAAGAAAUCCAAGUUACAAACAACAUUACCAAAGAUGGUGACUACAACCUUAACAUCAGGGGAAGAAUAGUCAAGAUCCACUGCUCUGGCAUGCAACUGGAGAACCCAAAAGAAUAUUUACCAUUGGUCAAAGGUGAAGACAACUUUUCUGAAGUAUAUGGCCUUAGACUUCAAAAUCCCUAUGAAUGUCCCUUCAAUGGAAGCCGGAGGCAAGACUGUGUGUGUAAAAAUGACUACCUGUCUGCUGGAUACACUGUUUUCAGCAAAGUGAGAGUUGAUCUCACUUCUAUGCAAAUCAAAACUACAGAUCUUCUUUUUUCCCAGACACUGUUUGGAAAGGCAGUUCCAUUUGCCACAGCUGGAGACUGCUACAGUGCUGCCAGAUGCCCACAGGGGCAGUUCAGCAUUAACUUAGCAGGAACUGGGAUGAAGAUAUCUAACACAGCAAAGUGGCUUGCUCAGGGGAGGUAUGCCUCUGUCAUCAUCCACAGAUCCCAAGACGGAACCAAGGUCUAUGGCAGAUGUGGAGGGUUCUGUGGAAAAUGCAUUCCCCACAUAGCAACGGGGCUCCCAAUUCAAGUACUCUGAACAUUCAGAACUCGGAAGUACUGUAAAGGUGGUGGUGCUCUGUGAAACACAGGUGUCUGGUGCUCCUUCCUCACUCUUGGCUUCCUGAGACUUCCAUAUUCAAACCUUUUUUGUUUGGGUGCUCAUCAGGGUUUCAGUCCACUUAAUGUUUAUAGGUUUUCCAAGAGAAACUUAACAGACAUAUCACUCUAAUCGGGAUCUUUUUUAAUGUCAUAAUUUAUUGUGGGGAAUACAAGCAUGUUUGAAUGAAUUCUAUCAAGAAAAUGUUGCUGUUAACAGCUUGGACUGGACCAUAAUUAUGUUCUAGUAUUAAACACACAUGUAAAUAAACCCCUGAUCGGCUUACUAUAGUACAAUGAAGUGUCAUUGUGAUGUUAAAAUGGAACAAACAAGAAUUAGGAGAAACUAUUUUAAAUUGCUAUAAGCAUUAUUAAAUCUCUCAGUGAAUAUCAAAUUAAUAACUAUGUCAAAUAAGCAUGUUGACACCACACUUCCUCCUGAUAUGAUUUUGAUUUACUAUUUUAUUUUUUUCUUUAAUUUUAUGUAUGGAUUUUGGUGCUUCAAUAAAAAUGGUUCUAAAAAUGUAAUACAAUUUUUAUUAGAAAUGUGCUUGUGUUAAGUAUUAAAUAGAAAGUGUUGUGACAAA